AUGCCUUCACCAGAAGAAAUUGAACUUCGAAAUUUGAAACAGAAAGUCAAAGAUAGAGUACAAGUUGAAACAAAUUCUAUACCAAAAAUAUAUGAGGAGGAAUUAGCUCGUUCUAAUCUCUCUCCAACUGCUCUCAUCCUUGCACCUGUUGCGACUGAAGCUAAAUCUAAUUUAAAUCGUAUUCGUCGAAAAACAACUGCACCAUUACCAACAUCAAGCGAAUUUGAAAUACCUGAUACGUAUCGAAAUACAUUCAAUGGUGAACUAUUUAUUUGUACUGAUACGAUAGUAAACAAAAAAAGAAUGAUUCUUUUUGCUACUGAUCAACAACUUGAACUUUUAUUCUCAUCUGAAUGGAUUUUUCUCGAUGGGACAUUUGAUGUAUGUCCAAAACAGUUCAAACAACUUUAUACUAUUCAUUGCUUGAAAUUUCAACAAAAUUUUCCUUGUGUUAUUAGUCUUCUCUCGGGAAAGUCAACUGAUAUAUAUCGACAAUUAUUAUCUGAACUUGAAUAUCAUGCUGAACGAUUAAAAUUGAAGUUUGAACCAGUUCACAUUAUGUCAGACUUCGAAAUGUCCUUGAUUAAAGCUAUUAAACAAAAAUUUCCCAAGGCAAUGCAUCAUGGUUGCUUCUUUCAUCUAUGUCAAUCUCUUUAUAAAGAAGUACAAGCACUUGAUCUUGCUGAAGCUUAUCUUAAUGACGAAGAUAUACGUUUAGCUUGUCGGAGCACAAUGGCUCUUGCUCUUAUGCCAUUUGAACAUAUACAAAAAGCCUUCGAGCUUCUCAAAAAAGAUUCACCUGAAGAAAUGGAGGAUUUCUUUCAUUAUUUCGAAAAUCAAUGGCUAAAACGAAUACCUCCAAAAUACUGGAAUGUGCCAACCCUCGAAUUCCGCACAAACAACUUUGCCGAGGGUUGGCACAACAAGUUUAACAAUCGAGUCGAAAAACAUCAUCCUAAUGUUUGGCACUUGAUAGAAUAUUUAAAACGAGAAGAACUAUCGUUUCGUCAACAAUUAGGAAAAAUAAAUAGUGGUUUACAGAAGAAAUCAAGCAAUAAAACCUGCACCACCCGGGCACAAAUUGAUACAUUAACUAAACGUCAUGAACAACAACAAAUUGAUCUACUCGAAUUUCUUCAUGGUUUAUCAACCCUGGUGGCCAAAAAUUCGAAAAAAGGACUUUGA
Rotaria sordida is the source of this 1185-nucleotide messenger RNA. Lineage: Eukaryota; Metazoa; Rotifera; Eurotatoria; Philodinida; Philodinidae. The record is from the annotation of a GenBank genome assembly.